Messenger RNA from Bradysia coprophila, 3060 nucleotides. It is a transcript of the gene Sardh, whose product is annotated as Sarcosine dehydrogenase. The record is from RefSeq and is a predicted model, not a curated record. Lineage: Eukaryota; Metazoa; Arthropoda; Insecta; Diptera; Sciaridae. Gene Ontology annotation, molecular function: protein binding. Gene Ontology annotation, cellular component: mitochondrion.
GGAAGGUACGUAGUCGAAUACGGUUCAUUGUGAUAGAGUUGAAAAUGUUCAAAAGUAUUGCAAAAAUUUCAAAAGAAUAUUGUGGUUAUCGUAACAGUUUAAGGUGCAGGAGUUCAGUCACAUCGACUCCUAAGCUCCCAGAUAGCGCGGAUGUUGUUAUAAUUGGUGGAGGCUCCGCAGGAUGUCACACGUUAUAUUUCUUGGCAAAGAAAGGGAUUAAAGCCGUUCUAUUGGAACGAAAUAAAUUAACUUCCGGAACGACCUGGCACACUGCUGGUCUAAUUUGGAGACUUCGACCGAACGAUGUGGACGUCCAAUUGCUGAAUCGCUCGAUUGACCUGAUGAACAGAAUUGAAUCUGAAACUGGCUUCGACCCAGGGUUCAUUAACAAUGGGGGCAUUUUUAUUGCUCAUAAUGAGAAUCGACUAAACGAAUAUAAGAGACUAUCGACAUUCGGACGGGCCGUAGGAAUCGAGAAUCGAAUACUAACAUCAAAUGAGACACAAGAAAUAUUCCCACUUUUGGAUCCAAACUCGUUUAUUGGAGCUCUCUAUUCACCCGGCGACGGUGUAGUUGAUCCAGCUAUGUUGUGUACAGCCCUAACCAGAGCCGCUUCAAAAAACAACGGAGUGCGGGUCUUUGAAGACUGUCCAAUUUUGGAGAUUUUGACCGGCGAAAGUAUUGUUGGUUCGAAGAAUAUUCAAGGCGUGCAGACACCAUUCGGUACCAUACGAACCAACUGUGUCGUUAAUGCAACUGGUGUUUGGGGUAGAGAUUUGUUUGAAAAGCAUAACGUUCAUUUGCCUUUAGUUCCAAUGCGUCACGCAUACAUUGUUUCCGAACCGAUUAAAGGCAUCAUGGGAAUGCCAAAUGUACGCGAUCAUGACAAUUCGAUUUAUUUGAGAAUUCAAGGGUCGUCAAUCUGCAUGGGUGGCUACGAAAGUAAUCCGAUACUUUUGGAUCGAGUUCCUGAUGAUUUUCAUUUCGGACUGUACGAACUGGACUGGAACACGUUCGAAGACCAUAUCAAAGGAUCGGAAGCACUCUGUCCAGUAUUUGGUACAGCUGGCGUUAAAACUACCAUUUGCGGUCCUGAAUCAUUUACGCCAGACCAUAAGCCACUGAUGGGACCUGAUCCACGACUAGAUGGACUGUUCCACAAUUGUGGUUUCAAUUCAGCUGGUAUGAUGUUUGGCGGUGGUUGUGGUGAACAAAUAGCUCAUUGGAUUGUUCACGGCAGGCCUGAAUUUAAUAUGUUCGGUUUUGAUAUCAGACGGUAUACACCGAAACAGACAUCGAACCAUAAUUGGGCUGUGGAACGAAGUCAUGAGGCGUACGCUAAAAAUUAUUCGAAAGUAUUUCUGCAUGACCAACCGUUAGCCGGUAGAAACUUUAAGAAAGAUCCUCUACAUGAUGUGAUGAUUAGCAAAGGUGCUGUGAUGGAGGAGAAACAAGGUUGGGAACGACCGGGUUACUUCCUCAAGGAUGAAAUUGUUACAGUUCCUAAUUAUGAUUGGUACGGAAAUUAUGGACACGUGAAACACGAGACAAAUGUCUAUUUCGAUAAAUUGCUGGGCGAACACAAAUACGAGUUUUCCGACAAUCACGAAUUGAUCGGACAAGAGUCAAUGAAUUGCCGAACGAAUGCAUCGCUGAUAAACAUUUCGUAUUUCUGUAAACUGUUUUUGACUGGACCACAGGCUCAGGAUGCUGCCGAUUGGAUUUUCACGGCUGACACAAACAAGGAACCGAACAAACUUAUCUACACGUGUGCACUGAAUAAUAAUGGUGGAGUUGAAAGUGAUCUAACAGUAACAGUAAUCGAUUCAGGAAAUGGCGAAGUGCACACCCCGUCAUUUGAUGGAAAAGGGUACUACAUUGUUGCUGGUGGUGCAUCGGGCUAUUACACAUUUGCACACAUUCAAAGUGGUAUCAAAGAAAAGGGAUUCAAUGCAUCGAUUGAGGACGUUACCGAUAAAAUUGGUGUGAUUUCAAUACAAGGUCCAAGAAGCCGAGAUAUUUUGCAAAAGGUCACCGACCUCGAAUUAUCAAAUGAUUCAUUUCCUCCGUACACUUCACAAAUGCUAUCGAUCAAUGGCAAAGAAAAAAUUGAUGUCCGGGCGUUACGUCUCAGCUUUAUCGGAGAGCUAGGAUUCGAACUACAUAUUCCAGCUGACAAAUGUGUUGAUGUUUACAACAAAUUAUGGGAAGUUGGCCAACCAUUUGGUCUCGGAAAUGUCGGCUAUCGUUCGUUUUAUUCAAUGAGUUGUGAAAAAGGCUAUCACCUUUGGGGAUUCGAUCUCAGAAUGGACGAUUCACCGAUCGAAGCCAAUCUCGGAUUCACAUGCAGAAAGUUAGGAAAUUAUAAAGGAAAGGAGGCAAUCGAAAAACAAAGACUGAGUGGCAUCAAUAAACGAUUAGUUUUCCUCACACUGGACGAGAAAGUUCCAUUAUUCGGUUUAGAAGGAGUGUAUCGCAAUGGUGUACCAGUCGGUCAUGUACGACGUGCUGAAUACGCAUAUUAUUUAGAUAAAAUGGUCGGCAAAGUUUUCGUAAGACAUCCUGAAAAUGGGACCGUUGAUGCAGCCUUUUUGAAAUCGGGAGAAUAUGAAGUGGAGGUGUUAGGACGUAAAUACAAGGCAACGUGUCAUUUGAAGAGUCCAUUCGAUCCGGAAAAUAAACGAAUUAUGGGAGAUUAUUAAUGAUGGUCUGGUUUCGACUGUGUCGUCACGUGUCAUCGAUUCAUAUUACCUAAUUGCAGUGAUGAUUUCUUAAUUCCAUUUAACACAUUCCAGUAAUUAAUUACGUCGUUGAGAACGAAUCAGUGCCCUCCCUUUUACAACAUGUCAUAAAAGUCUGAAAAAUUUAUUUACGAGAAACACUUCAAACAAAUAAUAUUUCUCGUUUAAAAUACAAAAGGAUAUUCCUACCAGAGGGGUGUCAUAUUUCACAUUUUUGUAUUGGAUUUAAUGUUGUUGUCGUAAUACAUUCCCAACUCACUGUUGUAGAGUCUACACCACACCAAAUCGUUGAAAAAUAUAUAAAAUUGCCUCAAAACUA